Vitrella brassicaformis is the source of this 442-nucleotide messenger RNA. The record is from the annotation of a GenBank genome assembly. NCBI's taxonomy places the organism in Eukaryota, Vitrellaceae.
CGCCAUGACCAGUCUGGUAGACUCGCUCUUCAACUGCGACGACCUCUACACCAACGCCCUCGUCACCUACGCCACCUCCCUCCCACCUCUCGCCGUCAACGUCACUGUCCACCGCUCACCCCUAUGGGCACAGACACAAGGAGGGGCCAUGUGGGUGCUCGACACUCGAUGGAGGGAGCAUCGCCGGCAGUGCAUUCAGAAAAUCAACGACUAUUUCUUGUCAAAGCCUGUGUUGGCGAGUGUGGGCAAAGCGGCGGCUCAGAGGCCAGUGGUGCUGCAUGGUGGUGAUGGUGGUGGUGGUGGUGUGGUUGUUGACACUGGGACGGUGUUCAAGCGGUGGAGCCGUGUGGUGGAGUGUGCUGGGGGGAGGGAGCCGCAGACGCCCGUUGGCUAGAGACGUUGAUUGACUGACUUAGCGACACAGACAGACAGACAGACAGAC